AUGAAAGGUGGGGUGGUCAUUGCAGUUAUGGUGGUUGUAGCCACGGUUGCAGUCAUGGUGCAGCCGGGCUAUGCAGUCACCUGCGGACAAGUCGAAACCUCGCUCGCUCCUUGCAUGCCCUACCUCACUGGUGGGGGUAACCCUGCAGCGCCCUGCUGCAAUGGUGUCCAGAACUUGAAGCUCUUGACUCCCACCACGACCGACAGGAGAGAUGCCUGCAGGUGCGUUAAGGCCGCCGCAAGCAAGUUCCAGAACAUCAAGGAGGACGCGGCCAGCGCCCUCCCUACCAAGUGUGGAGUCCAGAUCGGCAUUCCUAUUUCCAUGACCACAAAUUGUGACCAAAUCCAGUAAGAAGGGAG
Vitis riparia (riverbank grape) is the source of this 359-nucleotide messenger RNA. RefSeq names its product non-specific lipid-transfer protein A-like. Gene Ontology annotation, molecular function: lipid binding. The transcript is spliced from 2 exons. Lineage: Eukaryota; Viridiplantae; Streptophyta; Magnoliopsida; Vitales; Vitaceae. Gene Ontology annotation, biological process: lipid transport. Gene Ontology annotation, cellular component: membrane. Bases 1 to 351 code for a protein of 116 amino acids. The record is from RefSeq and is a predicted model, not a curated record.